UGCGCACACCGCUCCGGUUCAGCUCAGUUUAGAUUAGUUUUAGCUCUGCUCGCAAUGCGCAAGAUUCUUUUUUUUUAUUAGCCUUUGCUAACUUUUUGAUAACUUUGUAAACUUGUUUUUCUUUUUUUUCUUUUUUUUUAACAGUCCAACAGUUUGACACGCGUUGCUUUUCGAUAGAGUGGCACUGCAACCGCGGACGUGCUGACGCUUUGCAGCGAAGGAGCGCUUGAUUACUCGGAGGGGUCAGAGCAGUGUUCUCAUGGGUUGCGACGUUUUGACUGAAUUUCUGGCCUGGACGGAGACUGCAACCUUAAAGAGGAGAUAGACCCGAGGAGGGGCCAUCAUGGACGGCGGCAACGACGUGGAUCUGUCCAACAAUAACAUUACUCCGCUGUGGAGACGACGCACGGACAACUGCAAUGGCCCCAGGGGGCCAUGCAAAACCAAACCAAGACCCCUCAGCUACCAAGUGGGUGGGGCCCAGAUGACAGAUUUCCCUGUGGAGGACAAAUGUUCCUUCAGCCUCAGCCAGCCUGCCGAAAGACUGGUUACCCCGCCGGUUGAGAGGAACACGGUGGUUGUGAAACAUGUUUUAAACAAACCAACGAGGAAGACUCGAGUGGUUCGCAGUAUCAGCAUUGGACACCUCUCUAACGGGCGCUUCUCGCUGUCCAUGUUCAGGUCAGAUGAUCAGGGCAGAUCGGCUUCCCGGGACAACAAGGUGUGCAAUGGAGACGGUGAGAAGGGGAAAACCACCAAUGGGGUCACAGCGUGGCCAGACAAGCGUCAGCAGGAGGGCCACAAACGCUUGUCCACUCCGCUCACACUCAACUCGCAUAGAAACCAGGUAGCACUUGGGUCGACCUCGUCCUCACCCGAAUUCGCUCCUCCCGAACGAUCCUCACCUGUCCUGUCUCCUCUCACGCCGAAUAACAACAGCGUUAACCACAACCACCAUCAUCCACCUUCACCCCAAUCCCCCCGCCCUUCUCCCCCUGUCCAGCGCACACCGACCCCUUCCCACAGCUCCACUUCCAGCAUCCCCUCUCUCUCCUCCUUCACCUCAUCGGACCCCCCAACCCCGCGCUCCCCGUCACCAGCCGACAGAGGGAUAACGGCUUCAUCCUCGCCUGCCAACUUCCAGGAAGCCAGGCAUUCCCCCUCUCCUUCCCCCUCUCCUUCUCCCUCCCCGUCCGCUUUGCUCUCCCCCCCUCCCUCCAUUGUUCUCAGCACCCACAGCCCCGCCGCCCUGAAGAUGGGCACCCAGCAACUAAUCCCCAAAGGCCUUGUCUCGGAAACUCGGCAAAGCAAGGCACCUUCUCCUGGGUCACACAGCCAGGGUUUGACGGGGCUGCUGGGGUUGGACAGCUCCAAGCGAGCCUUAAAAACCCUCAGCAUGGUGGAGACGGGAACCUUCUUUUCUACGGGUGGAGGAAAUGGAGAACAGGGUGAAGGGGUGGACAGGGAGAGCGAGAGCCCAGGGAUGCUGAGGAGAGGGCUGAGGAGCACUUCCUACAGGAGGGCAUUGAGUCCUGAUAAGAAGAAAAUAUUGAGCAGUCAGCGCACGUUUGACAGUGAAGAGGAGGAGCUGUAUCAGAAUUACCAGGAGAAGGCCUUACACAAUGACUCUGAUGAGGAUGCAGAGUCCAGGGAGGCCAAACAGGACAGCCUCAUCGUGGUGCAGUACAAACCUUUACGCACCACCUGGAGCCAGCUCAGUGUGGUGAAGAAAAGCGGCCUCUGUGACAAGCUGACUCAGGAGGAACGCAAAAGGCAAGAGGCCAUCUUUGAAGUGAUCUCCUCAGAGCACUCCUACCUCCACAGUCUGGAGAUCCUCAUCCGCAUGUUUAAAAACUCGGCAGAGCUCAGCGAGGCCAUGACCAAGACUGAGCAUCACCACCUCUUCUCAAACAUCACCGAUGUCUGCGAAGCAAGCAAAAAGUUCUUCAGGGAGCUGGAAGACAGGCAUCAACAUAACAUAGUGAUUGAUGAUGUCAGCGACAUUGUCUACAAGCAUUCUCAGUCCAACUUUGAUCCCUACGUCACCUACUGCUCCAAUGAGGUCUACCAGCAGAGAACCCUGCAGAGACUAGUGUCUAAGAAUCCAGUGUUUAAGGAGGUUCUGACCAGGAUAGAGGGCCACCCAGACUGUAGGAACCUCCCCAUGAUCUCCUUCCUCAUCCUGCCCAUGCAGAGAAUCACUCGCCUUCCCCUGCUCAUGGACACAAUCUGUCAGAAGACCCCCAAAGACUCUGCUCGAUAUGAGGAAUGUAAGAGGGCCUUAAAAGCAGUCAGCAAGGUGGUGAGGAAGUGUAAUGAAGGAGCUCGCACCAUGGAGAGAACGGAGAUGAUGUAUACUAUCAAUUCGCAGCUAGAGUUCAAGAUCAAGCCUUUCCCGCUGGUGUCGUCGUCCAGGUGGAUGGUGAAGAGAGGCGAACUGAUGGCCUUCGUGGAGGAGAACAGCAUCUUCCUCAAGCGCACAUCACGGCAGCAUGUCUACUUCUUCCUCUUCAAUGACGUCCUCAUUGUCACCAGGAAGAAGAGUGAAGACAGCUACACCGUGAUAGACUAUGCCUUAAGGGACCAGAUCUGGGUGGGGGCUUGCCAGCCCGAGGAUCUCAACCUGUCGCCAGUCAGAACCACCGCCAGCAUGCUGACGUCACGGCAGCCCGGCACCAACCAUCUCUUCCGCCUCCGAUUCCGUAGCAACCACUCGGGUGAAAAGGUGCCCAUGAUCCUGGGGACAGAGUUGAUGAAUGAGCGUGCGCGAUGGAUUAGUGCCCUGGGCCAGAACAACAGCAGCACGAACCAGGAGAGAACAAAUGCCGUGCAGGUGGAGGUGACCAGGACGUACACAGCCAAGCAGCCUGACGAGCUGUCCCUGCAGGUGGCUGACGUGGUGCUGGUCUCACAAACUGUGGAGGAUGGAUGGUAUGAGGGCAAGCGGCUGCGGGACGGAGAGAGAGGAUGGUUCCUCGCAGAGUGUGCUAAACCAAUCACGUGUCAGGCCACCAUCGAACGCAACAUGCAGAGAAUGGACCGCCUGCAGGGGAUCGAGACUAAUGUCUGAG
This is a messenger RNA of Lampris incognitus (smalleye Pacific opah), 3071 nucleotides long. RefSeq names its product rho guanine nucleotide exchange factor 26-like. Gene Ontology annotation, molecular function: protein binding; guanyl-nucleotide exchange factor activity. Lineage: Eukaryota; Metazoa; Chordata; Actinopteri; Lampriformes; Lampridae. The transcript has 15 exons. The record is from RefSeq and is a predicted model, not a curated record. Gene Ontology annotation, biological process: activation of GTPase activity. Bases 344 to 3070 code for a protein of 908 amino acids.